CAGAUGGAAGUGCCCACCGUCUCCAAAACUCUUAAGCCUACUGCUGGUGUCACUCAAGAGUCUCUGGAGCCCAGGAUUAUUGUUGCCUUAUUCAAAAUCGGAUCACUUCCCCCUCUCUCCUGGGGUUCUCUCCCUUCCCUAAAGGGUGGGGUCCAUCAAGCAACUGAACAAGAGACUGCAAAGAAGUUUGAAAAUCUCCUAAAAGAAAUUAAGGAUAUUGUUAAAAAUAUGACAAGUUGUGAAGAGAAGAUCACAGAAGCAAAAGAAUCUUUUGAGGAAACCAAUAUUUCUGAGGAUGUGGCAGAGCUUACAGAAAAAAUCAGAGGACUCGAUAAAAUGAACAAAGUGCUAUUGAAAAACCUGCUUGGUAGUUUGGACCUAGAGAAAGAACAGAAUGCAAAGAAACAGGAGAUGAUAUUGGAAAACCAGAACUCCAAGGAUACAGUACAAGGUUUUGCAAGGGAUUUGGUAAAUCGUUCAGAAGAAGAAAGAGCCCUGAAUGAAACUCAGCUAAGUAAGGAAAAGGCAAAGCAUGAAUUCCCUCAUGUUCAAGAAAAAAAUAUCAAACUUAGGAGCAACAUGGAGCAGUUACUCCAGGAAGCAGAACACUGGAGUGUGCAACAUAGUGAGCUUAGUGAACUAAUAAAAUUGUACCAGAAAUCUCAGGAAGACAUAAGAGAAACUCUUGCAAAUAAUAGAAUCCAUUUCCAAACGCAACCAAAUAACGAGGCGUCAGCUAAGCACAAGCUGGAGGAACAAGUGAAGAAACUGAAGCAUGACACGUAUUCAUUGCGUUUGAUUGCAGCUUUGCUGGAGAAUGAAUGCCAGAUCUUACAGCAGAGAGUAGAGCUUCUCAAGGAACUCCAUCGUCAGAAAGAGCGAGCUGGGCAAGAGAAGCCAAUUCAGAUCAACAGUGAACAGGAGGAGAAAGAACCGAAGCUACCAGAAGCCCAGAAGGUAGAAAUGUAUAAGCAGAAAAUACAAGCAAUGGAGGGUGCAUUUCAGAAAAGAAACCAAUUCUAUAGAAGCCUGGAUGUUUGUCGUAAUAAAAAAGCUUGUAAUAACUGGCUCAAUAUUCGUAUUGCAAGAAAAGCUCUUAUGGGAAAAAGGAGGCCAGGCAGCAGCCUAAGAUAG
Messenger RNA from Equus quagga, 1134 nucleotides. RefSeq names its product spermatogenic leucine zipper 1 (gene SPZ1). NCBI's taxonomy places the organism in Eukaryota, Metazoa, Chordata, Mammalia, Perissodactyla, Equidae. Gene Ontology annotation, cellular component: nucleus. The transcript has a single exon. Gene Ontology annotation, molecular function: DNA-binding transcription factor activity. The record is from RefSeq and is a predicted model, not a curated record. Bases 4 to 1134 code for a protein of 376 amino acids.